This is a messenger RNA of Anoplophora glabripennis (Asian longhorned beetle), 1542 nucleotides long. RefSeq lists its product as uncharacterized. The coding region runs from base 1 to 1542 and encodes 513 amino acids. The record is from RefSeq and is a predicted model, not a curated record. NCBI's taxonomy places the organism in Eukaryota, Metazoa, Arthropoda, Insecta, Coleoptera, Cerambycidae. The transcript has a single exon.
AUGGCAUCCUCAUUAGAUACUCUUGCUUCAUAUUUAAAGCCAAACGAGCUUCAAAAUUUACAUAAGGAAUUCAGUGGUUUAGAUGUGGAAACAUUCACUUUACUAACGAGAAAAGGAGUAUUUCCAUAUGACUAUAUAGACUGUGAGGAGAAAUUAAACGAAACAGAACUACCAGGCAUUGAUAAGUUUUAUAACAAAUUAAACGAUAGUAACAUAUCCAGUGAUGAUUAUGAACAUGCUAAAAUGGUAUGGGCUAAAUUUAAUAUAACAACUUUAGGCGAAUAUUCAGAUUUAUAUUUAAAAACUGACAUUAUGUUGUUGGCUGAUGUCUUUGAAAAUUUUAGGCAAAAAUGUUUGAAUAUUUAUCAACUGGACCCAGGUCAUUACUACACUUUGCCAGGUUAUACUUGGGAUUGCAUGUUAAAAUAUACCAAAAUUGCGCUAGAUUACUUAAAGGAUGUAGAUAUGUUGUUGUUUAUGGAUAGGGCCAUCAGAGGAGGCGUUAGCCAAUGCUGUAACCGCUAUGCUGAAGCAAACAAUAAGUUUAUGUCUUCUUAUAACUACUUAAAGCAAUCAAAGUAUUUAAUGUACUUUGACGUAAAUAACCUUUACGGUUGGGCUAUGUCCCAGUACUUGCCAUAUGGUGGGUUCGAGUGGGCUGAUACAAAUAUCGACGUCACCAGCGUAUCUGAUACUUCUCCUGAAGGGUACGUCCUCGAAGUAGAUUUGGAAUACCCUGAACAUCUUCACGACUACCACAAAGAUUUGCCUCUAUGUCCUGAGCACCUCACGCCCCCGGGAUCAAAAUUACCGAAACUUAUGACAACCUUACAUUCAAAAACGCGUUAUAUAAUUCACUAUAGAAAUUUAAAACAGGCCCUCAACUUGGGAGUUAAAUUAGUCAAAAUUCACCGUGUAUUGAAAUUUAAGCAGGCCGACUGGCUGAGGGCCUACAUCGAGUUAAACACUAAACUUCGCGCCCAAUCAACCAAUGAUUUUGAGAAGAACUUGUAUAAACUGUUAAUAAAUGCUAUUUUUGGUAAGACUAUGGAGAAUAUCCGCAAGCAUCGCAACAUCAAGUUAAAAAAUCAUUGGGAUGGUCACUGGGGCGCCAAACACUAUAUCGCUAGUCCAAAUUUUCAUAGCAGCAAAAUUUUCGGCCCAGACCUAGUGGCUAUUGAACUUAGCAAAUCGGAAAUUUGCUUUAAUAAGCCCUUGUAUGUUGGCAUGUGUAUACUAGACAUUUCAAAAACUUGUGUGUACGACUUCCACUACAAUUUCAUGUUGGAAAAAUUAGGUGACGAUUGUAAAUUGCUAUAUACCGAUACUGAUAGCUUAAUUUAUGAAAUAACUUGUGAUAACGUUUACGAUCUUUUGAAGCAAAAUUUAGAAAAAUUUGAUACUUCAGAUUACGAUCCUAAUAAUAAAUAUAAUUUACCGUUAGUUAACAAAAAAGUGCCUGGUUUAAUGAAAGAUGAAAAUAAUGGUUCUAUAAUGACCCAUUUUGUAGGACUCCGUUCCAAAUGUACAGUAUCUUGGUAG